CUCAUCAGAGUUGCGUCAGGUUCUGAUAGACUGAAAGUAGAUGGCAUUCCUCAGAGAGGAUUAUCUGACUACACACCAGGGCUUUUAUAUUGAAAAUUCUGAGCAGAAGUGCUGCUAUUUAUUUUCACUACCUUGACGCUCGCUGGAGGUCUGUGAACUGCAGAGAAAUGGAGUGUCAAUGUGAAAAGGACAACUCUGAGGAUGCUCUUACAGGCUGGUGGAUGAACGGCAACAGUGUCCAGAUGGGAGCUUUUACUGUGGUGGGGUAUCUUCUCUACAGAUUCUCACAGACACUCCCAGCUCUGAUCCGAUGGCCGAUUCGUCUUUUCUGUUCUCUAACUGGUCUGUCAGCUCUUUGGAGCUGGGUGAGCCGCCUCGUGGGAACCCUUCGUGGAAUCCAGAGCCUGUUUAAAUGGCUGUCUCAAAUUUGGCGGUUUUUCGUAGGAUUUUCCUCCAAGUUCAAGUGGUUGGCUGCUGUCAUCAAAGCAAGCUCAGACGAAGAACUGGAUUUAAGCAGCCCCAACAAACCAGGCCUGAGGCUGAUCCUCCUGGAGUAUAACAGUGGAGGAUGGACCUCCCUGGAAGAGACUUUGUUGGGCAACAGUGAUACAAGGGCACCCACGAGUCCCAUAAUUGAGAGCACCAAGACUAGGACCGUAUUAGAUGGUAGAGAGGUUACAGUGAUCAACACCCCAGAUCUUUUGGGGCCGUCAUCGGGGAACAACAAGAGAGCCAGGGAAGCUUUGAGGAGCCUUCAGCUCACCAGUCCUGGACCACACGCCUUCCUGCUGGUGAUCCGAGCUCCGGGCUCCAGCAUGGGGAUCGACCAGGAUGCAGCUCAAGCAAUCCGAGCCACCCUUGACCUGUUUGGUGACGGGGCCGCAGGGUACAUCAUCCCAGUGCUCGCCCAAGCACACCGUCCGGGUCGAAGGCAUACUGUAGAUCAGCUGCUGGAUGCAGACGAUGGGGGUCUGAGAAGGGCUCUGUCUCUAUGCGACCAGAGUCCAGAGCUGGUGGAUGACAGGCCGGACUGCCCUCCAGAGGUGCGGGGUGUGAUGCGCAGGCAGCUGGUGGGGCGUGUGAUGGAGAUGAAAACACUGAGGGGGCAUUUCGUCCACGAGCUGCAGAGGAGAGAAGACCGCAUCAGGGAGGAGCUUCUGACUGACAUGGCCUCUGCACUGGCUCUAAAACUAGGACACAUGUAAAUAAGAGAGGGAGAGCUGCUGUUGGUCUGUGUGAAAGAGUUGUUGGGGCAGUGAAAAAAUAAGGAGGCAAGAUUCAUUCAAGUGUUAAACAUGCAAUUUUGAGUUUAAGUGCAAGGGUGAUUCUUUGCCUGAGGUAUUUUUGUCACUCUGCUGGUUUACCACUGUCCAAAUGAAUUUACUACCACUGGCCGCCUUUUGGUUUUCAACAUACCACAGAUGCUUUUGGUUAGAUAUCACGCUCACACACACUUAAUUUUCCCAUUGUGAUGUGUUGUACUUCUUUGCCGUCUGUUUAUUCCUUUGCAUAGGCCUGUGCCUCGUGUUUUCUUACUUUGCUCCAGUGCUUAGCCCUCCCUUAUCAUUCAUAAUUUAUAAGCUAUAUCAAAUAAACUAAAGUCAUAUUGGGACUAGAGUUCAGCAGUGUUGUCCAUGUAUUCUGUGCUUUCUCCAGAAGCCUCUGAAACACCAUUUAGACCAAAAACUGUUACUUAAUAUGAACAAGCUCACAUUUAAUUGCAGGUUUUUACUGACUGUAUUCAUGUAGCUGUGACA
This is a messenger RNA of Morone saxatilis (striped sea-bass), 1757 nucleotides long. RefSeq lists its product as uncharacterized. The transcript is spliced from 8 exons. Lineage: Eukaryota; Metazoa; Chordata; Actinopteri; Moronidae. The coding region runs from base 168 to 1205 and encodes 345 amino acids. Gene Ontology annotation, molecular function: GTP binding. The record is from RefSeq and is a predicted model, not a curated record.